AGGACCAGACGAACAGGGAAGACGUGGCGCUGUGAAGAUAGUAUCUGUAAAACCGACAGACGACACUCGACAUUGGGAAACUAAAGCCCGCGAUGUCGUUCACAAAGAAGUCUGUGAAGACACGACUCCCGAAGGACAUGCCGAAGGAAGAGAUUGACGAGUUGCGACAGGCCUUCUGGGAAUUUGACCGUGACCGCAGCGGAACGAUCGACGGGAAGGAGCUGAUCAACGUGAUGCGGUCCCUGGGCCUGAACCCGACCGACCUGCAGGUGGUGGAGCUGAUCGACUCCGUGGACACGGACGGGAGCGGCACCAUCGACUUCCCGGAGUUCGUGCAGCUCAUGACCCAUCAGCUGAAGGACACGGCCGCGGCCUACAGCGAGGAGAUGCUCAGCGAGGCACUGCGGGUGUUCGACCGGGACGGGCUCGGGUACGUGUCGGCCCAUGAGCUGAGACAUCUCCUCACGCACAUCGGAGACAGGAUGACCAACCGCGAAGUGGACGAGCUCCUGAAGUUAGCUGACGUGGACUCGGAUGGACAGUUUAACUACCAUGACUUUGUCAGAGCACUGGCGGGCUACUGCCAGCAACAGCCAAAAAAGAAGGUUGUACGCUUUUGAUUCCCACCCCCAUUAUGUCAACAGACAUGUACAUUUUGAAAAUUAAGGACUCACUGAAAGUGUGUCCCUUGAAUAAAUAGAGCGAUACAUUUUUUUUCAUGCCGUUGGUACUGAUCCCAGAUGACGGUGUGAUUAAAAAACGCAGUUGCUGUGUUGAAGGGGAGUCACACCUCCGUAUAGAGACAACACCCGUAUGUGGAGGUACGAUCGUUUAUUGAUUGAUAAGUGGCCGUCUAUUUACGGCGGCACGUAAUCAGAUCCGAAGAUGGAGCGAGUCUUUCCUUGUUUAUUUAUUGAUUGAUUGAUUGGUUCGAAGUUGCUACUAUGGGCAACUCCGUAUAGGUGCAGAUUCUCCUGACAUUUCAAAUGGCGUCAUGUCGAAUACGCGGAUAUCUAUCACCACUUCCCCGUUCUAGCGGACUCAGAGUACGCUGUGGUAGUCACUUCAGAUGCAGAAUACGUGUACUUGCGGCUAUUUUGAUCCUUUCGUCAUAGCAUUUGUUUUAAACACGACUAUAGUAUAGGGACAAGUAGAGAGCUAAUUCUACAGCUAGUAGUGUGUCCUUCCUGAGAAGGACACAGUAAACCCCAGCCUUUCGAGUGGCCGAAACAGCUGUUAGCCACCAACCUCCCUGAUGGUUGCCAACGCUUUAUACCUUCAUUGUACGAAACGAUCUAGUAUUUGACUUGUGAAUGUGCAAACAAUUAUCAACCGCUCAAAGAACCCCCAGGACUUCCCUGCACCGUCACGUGUGGUAACGUCGGGUCAGUUUUGUAGUAGAUUAAGUGGAUGUUGAACUGACGAUCGGGUAACAACGCGCCAAUUAGUCUUGGCCUCUUUACACUUGCGUGUGCCAACUGGGCAAGAACCGUCUGCUCUGGAACAAUGGCAUCGCUCUGCUUACUACGUGCUUGGUACAACUGUGUCUGGGACAUGUCGCGUCGAUUUGAAUUGUACCUUUCUUCAUUUCCAGUAAUAUU
Molecule: messenger RNA, 1601 nt
Organism: Branchiostoma belcheri (Belcher's lancelet)
Lineage: Eukaryota; Metazoa; Chordata; Leptocardii; Amphioxiformes; Branchiostomatidae
Product: calmodulin-A-like
Exons: 2
Coding region: 93-620 (175 amino acids)
Molecular function (GO): enzyme regulator activity; calcium ion binding
Source: RefSeq, a predicted model, not a curated record